Messenger RNA from Arabis nemorensis, 4832 nucleotides. The record is from the annotation of a GenBank genome assembly. Lineage: Eukaryota; Viridiplantae; Streptophyta; Magnoliopsida; Brassicales; Brassicaceae.
AAGUGAAUGUUAUAGGAAUGGGGAUUGGCGCCAUUUUUCGACGAGCAUUCUCCUUCUCGUGCUUCGAUGCUCACGUUUUCCAUGGGAAAUGCUACAGAAGUUUCUCAGUUGCUACUGAGCUCCGGAAUCGCGAAGUUCUGAUAUGUGAUCAUUUAUGGAAUCGAAGACUCGACGAGGCUCGAGAGAUUUUCAAUCAGGUUCCAUCUCCUCACGUGAGUCUUUACACAAAGAUGAUUUCGGGGUACACGAGGAACUACAGAUUGGUGGAUGCGUUGAAUCUGUUCGACGAAAUGCCUGUGAGAGAUGUUGUCUCAUGGAAUUCGAUGAUCAGUGGGUGUGUGGAGUGUGGGGAUAUGGUUACUGCAGUGAAGCUGUUCGAUGAAAUGCCUGAGAGAAGUGUGGUUACAUGGACAGCGAUGGUGAAUGGUUGUUUUAAGUCGGGUAAGGUUGAUCAAGCGGAGAGAUUGUUUUAUCAAAUGCCUGUGAAAGAUAUUGCUGCGUGGAACGCGAUGGUUCAUGGGUAUUUACAGUUUGGUAAAGUAGACGGUGCCUUGAAGUUGUUUAGAGAGAUGCCUCGGAAGAAUGUGAUAUCGUGGACGACAAUGAUCUGUGGGUUAGACCAGAAUGAGAGGAGUGGAGAAGCUCUCGUUUUGUUCAAGAACAUGUUGGAUUGUUGCAUAAAAUCGACUUCAAGAACAUUCACUUGUGUAGUCACAGCCUGUGCAAAUGCUCCCGCGUUUCAUAUGGGUACACAAGUUCAUGGAUUCAUCAUCAAGUCGGGGUAUUUAUAUGAGGAAUAUGUAUCUGCUUCGCUCAUAACAUUUUAUGCAAACUGCAAAAGAACAGAGGAUUCUCGGAAGGUGUUUGACGAGAAGGUUCAUGAACAAGUUGCUGUGUGGACUGCUCUAUUGUCAGGGUAUAGUCUUAACAAAAAGCAUGAAGAUGCGUUAAGUAUUUUCUCCGAGAUGUUAAGAAACGGUAUAUUACCAAAUCAAUCAACAUUUGCUAGCGGAUUAAACUCUUGCUCUGCUUUGGGAUCAUUGGAUUGGGGUAAGGAGAUGCAUGGCGUUGCAGUGAAACUUGGUCUAGGAACUGAUGCCUUUGUGGGUAAUUCUCUUGUUGUCGUGUACAGUGAAUGUGGAAGUGCAAACGAUGCUGUUUCUGUGUUCACAGAAAUCUUGAUGAAGAGCAUUGUGUCGUGGAAUUCCAUAAUUGUUGGCUGCGCGCAGCACGGGCGUGGAAAGUGGGCGUUUGUCAUAUUUGGUCAAAUGAUUCGGUUAAACAUAGAUCCAGAUGAGAUCACUUUCACUGGCUUGCUCUCUGCUUGUAGCCAUUGCGGCUUUUUACAGAAAGGAAGAAAAUUGUUUGAUUACAUGUCAAGCAGACCACAUCAUAUCGGUAGAAAGAUUCAACACUACACUUGCAUGGUAGAUAUCUUGGGAAGAUGCGGGGAAUUGCAAGAAGCAGAGGAGCUUAUUGAAAGCAUGCUUGUGGAACCUAAUGAAAUGGUUUGGUUGGCUUUACUUAGUGCUUGUAGGAUGCACUCCGAUGUAGACAGAGCCGAAAAGGCUGCUGCUGCCAUUUUUAAGCUGGACUCUAAAUCAAGUGCUGUUUAUGUCUUGUUGUCAAACAUAUAUGCUUCUGCUGGUAGAUGGUCGAAUGUAUCGAAAUUGAGGGUUAAGAUGAAGCAGAAGGGGAUCAUGAAGAAACCUGGGAGCAGUUGGGUUGUGCUUAGAGGGAAAAAGCACGAGUUUUUCUCUGGUGAUCGACCACAUUGCUUGAGAGCAUAUGAGAAGUUAGAGUUUCUGAGAGACAAGUUGAAGGAACUUGGCUAUGUUCCUGAUUAUAGAUCUGCUUUACAUGAUGUGGAAGACGAACAGAAAGAAGAGAUGUUGUGGAAUCACAGUGAGAGGCUUGCUAUUGCGUUUGGGUUGGUUAAUACAGUUGAAGGAAGUACAGUCACAGUUAUGAAGAAUCUUCGGGUUUGUGAAGAUUGUCACACAGCGAUUAAACUGAUCUCAAAAGUUGUGGGACGUCAGAUUGUUUUAAGAGAUUCGACUCGGUUUCAUCAUUUUAAGAAUGGGACGUGUUCUUGUGGGGAUUAUUGUGUGGUUGUGAGUUGUGCGGUGGUGAUUAAGUCAAGAUCCAAUCCAAAGAGAUGGGGUAGACGACUCUUGGAGGACUGUUCAACAGCUGAGAACCGACUUGGUAGUCCAACCACUCUUCCACAUGUUUGUGAAACCGACGAAGACAAUAUUGUUAACGAGACUGAACACGGUGAAGUGCGUAGACGCUGUUUAGUAGAGACAGAAAGAAGCAGGAAGCGAAUGCGGAUUCAGGGAAGGACCAUUCAAGAAACUAUUCAUUGCCCUGCCUCCAACCGGGGAGGAACACAGGAUAUUCUGACACCAACCAAACAGUUUCUGGCUUUACAACUGCUCAGAGCCAAGACUAAGCUAAGCAAAGCAUGUUCUUCGAUUCUAUCUCGAGUCAUCUCAAACCGAGAUAAGCAUGGAAACUUCCGUCAAGUUGCAUCAGCAAAAUCUGAGAAACUCUGCUUCAGCGGAGAAGACGUCCGUGUAACUUUCCUCAGCCACCUUCUCAAGGAGCUUGACCGGAAAUUGAUCAUUGCUUUCAAAGACAAUGAGAUCAAGAGAAGUCGAUCGCUCGAUCCUGAGCUUAAACUGGGGAUUAAGGAUUCUAGGGUUGCAGUGGUUGUGUUCUCUAAAAACUACGCUUCUUCAAGCUGGUGCCUUAACGAGUUGUUGGAGAUCGUAAAAUGCAAGGAAGAGUUUGGCCAAAUCGUGAUACCGGUUUUCUAUGGUUUGGAUCCUUCCCAUGUGAGGAAACAAACCGGUGACUUUGGAAAUAUCUUUGAAGAGACGUGCAAGAACAAAACAGAGGAAGUGAAAACUCGAUGGAGGAGAGCUCUGACUGAUGUAGCUAAUAUCCUCGGAUAUCAUUCUGUGAAAUGGGGUAAUGAAGCUACAAUGAUUGAAGCAAUUGCCAACGAUGUUUUGGGCAAACUGCUUUUAACUCUGUCAAAUGAUUUUGAGAAUUUUGUUGGCAUUGAAGAUCAUAUCGCUCAAAUGAGUGUAUUGUUGAAUCUGGAGUCGGAGCAAGUGAGGAUGGUUGGUAUAUGGGGUUCCUCGGGGAUUGGUAAGACUACCAUUGCAAGAGUUCUGUUUAAUCGACUCUCUCGACACUUCCAAGGUAGCGUUUACAUAGACCGGCGUUUCAUAUCUAAAAGUAUGGAAGUUUAUAGCAAAUGCAACCCCGAUGACUAUAACAUGAAGUUGCACUUGCAAGAAAAUUUCCUCUCUAAAAUAUUAGAUAAACAAGUCAUAGAGGUGGAUCACUUAGGUGUAGUGAGGGAGAAGCUAAAGGACAUGAAAGUUCUUAUCUUCAUUGAUGAUUUGGAUGACCAAGUUGUGUUAGAUACUUUAGUGGGUGGAGAUGAAUGGUUUGGUCCUGGGAGCAGAAUCAUUGUUAUUACAAAAGAUAGGCAGAUGCUAAGGGGCCGUGGGAUUACAUGUAUUUACGAGGUUGAUAUCCCAUCUGAAAAGGUAGCUCUUCAGAUAUUCUGUCGAUCUGCUUUCAGGCAAAAUUCGCCGCCUAAUGGUUUCAUGGAGCUAGCUUCUGAAGUUGCUAUGCGCGUAGGUGGUCUUCCUUUGGGUCUUAACCUUCUAGGUUCGUCUUUGCGUGGAAGGAAAAAGAAGUAUUGGGUAGAUAUGUUGCCCACUCUUCAGAAAGGUCUAGACGGGAAAAUUGAGAAAGCAUUAAGAGUCAGCUACGAAGGAUUAGAAAGAAAAGAACAUAAAGAACUAUUUCGUCACAUCGCCUGUUUUUUUAAUGGUGAUGAAGUCAAUCAUAUCAACUUGAUUCUUGCAGAUAGUGGGUUAAAUGUUGAUAUAGGUCUUGAAAUACUAGUUGAUAAGUCCCUCAUACGUAAAAUACCAUCAUUUGGUACGAAAGUUGUCGAGAUGCACUGUCUAGUAGAAGAGAUGGGAAAAGAAAUCGUCCGUUCACAAUCGAACGAGCCUGGACAACGAGAAUUCCUGAUGGAUUCGAAGGAGAUCUACGAUGUACUUAAAAAUAACACCGGUACUAAAAAGCUUAUAGGUAUAUCAUUGGAUAUAGAUGAGAUUGAUGAGUUGCGGAUACAUAAGGAAGCCUUUAAAGGGAUGCGCAAUCUCCGUUUUUUAAAUUUUUACACUAAUAAAUGGGACCGGAAGAAAGAAGUUAGAUGGCACUUACCGGAAGGAUUCGACUAUUUGCCUCCUAAACUAAGGUUGCUUAGAUUGGACGGAUACCAAAUGAGAUGUAUGCCUUCUAGCUUUCGUCCUGAAAAUCUUGUUAAGCUCCAAAUGCAAGGGAGCAAACUCGAUAAGCUAUGGGAAGGAGUUCAAUCACUUGCAGGGCUCAGGAAUAUGGAUUUGUUUGGAUCUGAAAAUCUAAAAGAAAUCCCAGAUCUUUCUAAGGCCACAAACCUCAAGAAACUUGUUCUAAGCUAUUGCUCGAGUUUAGUGGAGCUUCCUUCCUCUAUUCAGUAUCUGAAUAAAUUGGAGCAAUUGCACAUGCUAUUCUGUGAAAAUCUUGAGACACUUCCCACUGGAAUCAACCUUCAAUGCCUCGAUCAGCUCAAUCUCAGGGGAUGCUCGUGGUUGAAGAGUUUUCCUGCUAUCUCAACCAACAUCUCAGAGCUCGAUGUAAGAAAAACGGCGAUUGAAGACUUUCCCUCUAAGUUACGACUAGAGAAUCUCAUUGGUCUUGACAUGAAUGGAUUGAAGACUAGGAAAACGUGGAAAGCAGUGGAGAAACUUGGAAACUAG